AUGCUAUUCUGCGUGUCAUCCCGUCGGAGGUUCAGAUAUGCCAGCUGCAGUGGUGCUGGGGCGGAGAGCUGCUGCCGGGUUCGCAGCAGCUGCAGCAGCAGCAGCAGCAGGAUAUGCCAGCUGCAGUGGUGCUGGGGCGGAGAGCUGCUGCCGGGUUCGCAGCAGCUGCAGCAGCAGCUGCAGCAGCAGCAGCAGCAGCUGCAGAUGCAAGACAACGCAGGCAUGCAGCCCAUCAUAUCUCCUGCUGGCUUCAGCUACACCCCUGCGGGGCAGCAGCAGCAGCAGCAGCAGCAGCAGCUGCUGCAGCAGGAGAUGGAGGACAUCACCAGCCAGAUACAGCAGCAGGAGCUGCUGCUGCUGCAGCAGGAGAUGGUUUGUUACGGGGGUGCUUCUGUCUGCGCUCCCCCCUGUGUCUUGAAUGAUGAUGGUCCAGGCAGCUUCAGCAGCAGCAGCAGCAGCAGCGAAGCAGCAGCAGCAGCAGCAGCAGCAGCUGCUGCUGCUGCUGCUCCUCCUCCCUUGCUGCUACGCUGCCACAGGGGAGAGAGCGUUGAGGUGUAUCUACACCACAAAAGCGGAUGGCUCUUCGGCAGCAUCCAUGGACAGCCACACAGCGCUGGGCUCUGCCUGCUGCUGGCUCAUCGCCAGCCAGCAGCAACAACCGCAGCAGCAGCAGCAGCAACAGCAGCAGCAGCAGCUGCUGCAGCAGCAGCAAUGCGAGUGGCAGCAUUAACAGGCGCGCGGACUCCAGCGUAUUCGGCGCGCUCAUUCCUUGACCAGCAGCAGCAGCUGCAGCAGCAGCUGCAGCAGCUGCAGCAGCUGCAGCAGCAGCAGCUGCUGCAGCAGCUGAAGCAGCAGCUGCUGCUGCGAAGCGCGGCGGACUGCUGCGCUGAGAGGGGUAUAGAUUUUCCUAAGACAUAUGCAGCACGAAAGCGCACAUAA
Molecule: messenger RNA, 939 nt
Organism: Eimeria mitis
Lineage: Eukaryota; Apicomplexa; Conoidasida; Eucoccidiorida; Eimeriidae
Exons: 4
Coding region: 1-939 (312 amino acids)
Source: RefSeq, a predicted model, not a curated record